AUGCAACAAAACGAUGGUCGAAACCGCAAGCAAAACCGUAGCAACGACGGGAGCAGCAAAAAGCGCAAAGACUGCCUUGCUGUUGUUGUAUUCAUCUUGCGCUUUCUCAUGAUUGUUCUCAAACCUCUUCACCAGUCUCGUUUUUCUGCUGAACUCAUUGCUAGUAUUCUGAUUGGUCCAUCUGCACUUGGGGGAUUCACUUUUUGGAAAAUUGAGGCUCUUAAAUGGAUGAAUCUUUUUCCCUUCGAUCAUAAUAUGUUAUUGGAAACCUUCGGCAAUUUGGGGGUUACCUACUAUAUGUUCUUGGUGGGGCUGGAGAUGGAUCUAUCUAAUUUAAAGAACACUGGAAAGAAAUCAUGGAGCAUUGCAAUUGCUGGAAUUUUGAUUCCAUUCUGUGCUGGGGGUUUAUUAUACUUUGUACCUAUGCUUAAAGAUAUUAAACGAAAGCCAAGUCCUGUGGGUGCUGUGUUUUGGGCUAUAACUCUGACAAUCACAAGUUUCCCCGACCUGGCAAGAACCCUUUCAGAUGUGAAGCUGCUCCACACAGAGCUUGGGAGAACUGCCUUGACUUCUGCCAUCAUCACUGACAUCUGUACAUGGGUUCUUCUUGCAAUGGCGAUAACCCUUCUUGGUGAAAGCCGUCAAAGCAUAAUUUUCACAACAAUUCCACUUAUCAGCUUUGGACUCUUCUGCUACUUUGCUUUGCGUCCAGCCAUUGUCUGGAUGAUACAGCGUACUAAAAACAAACAAGGCAGAGUAAACGACCGGCAAGUGUAUUUCAUUCUCACGGGCGUGCUUCUUUGUGGGCUUAUGACAGACGCCUGUGGCUCGCAUUCCCUUGUUGGUGGUUUCUUGUUUGGACUUAUCAUACCAAAAGGAGAGCUCGCCAUUGAAAUUAUGGAAAGAACUGAAGAGGCUGUGACUGGAAUUAUGUUGCCAACCUUCGUUAUCACUAGUGGGCUUAGAACCAAUUUUCUUUAUCUAAUACUAAAAACUAAAUGGCCUUAUGUACUGAUGAUUGCAAUUAUAGCAUCAACCGCGAAGUUUGUGAGCACUGUUUUCGUCUCUUCAAUCUUUGGCAUGCCAUUAAAAGAAGGUCUGAUUCUUGGUUUUCUUAUGAACUCCAAGGGUGUUUUUGCACUCAUCGUUCUUAAUGAAGGCCGAAACAUCAGGAAUCUCUCUGGCAUCAUCCGUGUCCUUGAAAUUUCCAAUGGCAAUGAAAAAUUCCCUUUAUGUGUCUACGCUGUUCACCUUGUUGAACUCACUGAACGUGCCUCAGCGAUCUUGGUUGUUCAUGAUAAACUCAAGACCAACACCCUAACUCGCACAAAAAGUGCCGAAAAGCUACAUUCAGACCAUAUCUUCGGCGCUUUUCAAAAUUACAAGAUGGGGAACGAUUCAUCCUUUGUGCAUCAACUCACGGUUCUGUCACCUUACACCACCAUGCACGAGGACAUCGCUAAGCUUGCGGAGGAUAGGGCUACAACCCUGAUUUUGAUCCCAUUUCACAAGCAACCCACUGCUGAUGGGGGCUUUCAAUGUGAGAACCUUUCAAUAAAGGAAGUCAAUAGAAAUUUGUUGGCUAAGUCACCAUGUUCUGUGGGCAUUCUCGUUGAUCGUGGACUUGGAUCUUCGAAACUAGGCAAGCCAGUAUUUGGAGGCAAAUCACAAGGGCUCCGAUUAGCCAUGAUCUUCCUUGGCGGACCUGAUGACCAUGAAGCUUUAAGUUAUGCGUGGAGACUGACAGGGAAACAAAGCGUCACCUUAACGGUGGUACGGUUUCGGCAGCAGCAGGCACAAAUCAUACAAGAAAACAAAGACAAUAAUGAAAAUGAUGACUCCGUAGAUGCUGAUAAAUUUACAGCCAAAACAGAACUAGACGAUGAUUAUAUAAACGAAUUCAGAUUCAAAUCAAUGUGCGACCCAUCCAUAAUUUAUCAUGAGAAAGUGGUAAAUAACAGUGAGGAGCUUGAGAAAACCAUAGGCGAGCAGUAUAAUAACUUUGAUUUGUACAUGGUUGGACGUGGUUUAGAAGUAAAAUCUCCAUUGACAAGGGGACUGAUUGAUUGGGGAGACUCUCCUACGCUGGGACCGAUUGGGGAUACACUGGUUUCAUGCAGAUAUACAGCUCAUGCAUCACUUCUUGUGGUGCAACAGUCUCCUUUUGCAAGUGAUGUUAGUUUGCAGCGCUCAAAGAGCAAGUUUGAACAGAGGAAAUGGGCUUCACCCGUUUUAAAUCCUGAAUACGAAGCCAUUGUAAAUGAAUCAAUCAAAAGCUGA
Messenger RNA from Mangifera indica (mango), 2280 nucleotides. Its product is annotated as cation/H(+) antiporter 23, chloroplastic-like. Gene Ontology annotation, molecular function: antiporter activity. Gene Ontology annotation, cellular component: membrane; endomembrane system. The record is from RefSeq and is a predicted model, not a curated record. Gene Ontology annotation, biological process: regulation of pH; proton transmembrane transport. NCBI's taxonomy places the organism in Eukaryota, Viridiplantae, Streptophyta, Magnoliopsida, Sapindales, Anacardiaceae. The transcript has 4 exons. Bases 1 to 2280 code for a protein of 759 amino acids.